Molecule: messenger RNA, 5589 nt
Organism: Cladocopium goreaui
Lineage: Eukaryota; Dinophyceae; Suessiales; Symbiodiniaceae
Source: the annotation of a GenBank genome assembly
AUGUCUCCUGACGCGGAGUCAGUGUCUUCUUCUUCGUCUUCCAGCUCAGAUGAAUCCGGCGCUCCUCCACCUCCGCCUUCGUCUGUGGGUUCGUCGGGUGGCGCUUUGAGGGUGUCCUAUACUUCCAGAAAGUCUCGUCACUGCACCCUGUGCAAUGCCAAGUCCACUGACCAGUCACCUCUGGAUUAUUCGGAGGAUAUUUUUCCAGAAGUGCAGGGAAGAAUCCCGUGGAGAUCUUACGAGAAGGUCAAAAUGGAUGACGGAGAGCAAGUUCGUGUGCCCUCUGGAAAGCUUUGCUUGAUUUGCUUCAACGUCUACAGAGCCCUCGGUUUGCAGGCCACGUACAAGAAAGUUGAAGACUACUUCAACUGGGUCUCCGUGAGAAAAAAUCAGGCCGAGCACGUUUCGUUCCUAAAUGCAAGAAAGGAUUGGAUCAAGCAGCACAAUGAAGGAGGACCCGACUGCAAGAGAUUGCAGAGCAAGAAGUCCCUUCUUGAAGCCAAGAAGACCCUCAACGUUGUGCGCAACGUGGGCGGUCGGUUUAUCGCUCCCAAGAAGAAGUUUGUGGAGAAGGACAAUUGGAAUGAAAAAGAGCACGGAGUCUUGGACCCAAACAAGGUCGUGACCGAACAUAUUUUCGGCAAAGAAAUUCAGAGCUGCUGGAUCUUGAAAGGGAAGAAAGGUGAAUACGAUUUUGAAGAGUACCAAGACACCGCUCUGCAAGAAAAAGAGCAAUUGCACAAUUCAGCAGAUGCUCCCUUUUCUGAAGAAGCUUUGGGCCGCAAACGCAAAGCCAUGAUGGACGAGUUCGUGGAAAGCUCCACUACGAGAGACAAGGCCAGUGUGGAAGGCCAAGAAUUGUCCAUGCAAGGUUUGCUUGCAGCCAUCCAAAUGGGACAUGAUCCAUCUUCUGGUUCCACUGGUGAGGCGGUUUCCACCGUUUCCGCCUCCGGCGAGGUUCAAAGCCAUGAAGCAGAAGAGGAGUCCACCAGCGACUGCGCGUCAGAAGAGGAAGAGGCCCGCCCAAGCCUUUCGUUCGCCCCCCGACCGCCGAAGGCCAAAGCCCAUGGCAAGCCUGCGGCGAAGCCUCAGGCUAAAGGAAGCACGCAGCCGUCCAAAGCUCCAAGUUCUUCUGUCGUGCCUGUCCCUGCACCCAGUGCGCCAGCCGCCAAGAAGACCACCAAGACAGAGCCUGCUCCCAGCAAAGUUCCCAGCAAAGGGACAAAAGCUUUGCAACAAAGCGGCAGCGACCAAAGCUUAGAGAGCGCAGCGACGCUGCUUGCAGACGGUCGGGCCCAGAGGGCCUUGAAGAAUUUGCAGGAGAGUGUUGCCAAAUGGAAGUCCCAGCUGGCAGACAUUCGGGUCGACGAUGCGCCUCCUGCGCCUGAUGCCCAGGCUCAGACCAAAUUUAAGCAAGCGUGCAUAGACAGAGCCAAUGUUGCCAAGGCCUUGGCCCGGCAAGCCCGAGACUAUGGCAAGCGCAUGGACAAGAGUUCCAACAAGGACAAUUUCUUAGGGGAGCUCGAGGAACUGCAAAAGGUGGAGUUUGCUGCUGUGGCUGUCCAGGCCUUGUUUCAGAUAGCUGGUGCGCAGAAUUCAGCUCCAACUGCUGUUGUCAAAGCCUUUGAGGAUGCCAGCGAGCAUGUUGAUCUCUUAGGCUGCAACGCUCUCGGAGCAGGUUUCCAACUCAAGUACGCUUUUGCAAAGGCGGGCUCGCAUUGUUUGUACCAGGAGUACGAAAAGUAUUGCGCCGCCUUCUUGGGGUCUUCUGAGUUGAUGAAGGGCCUUGCCGAGAACAUUGGCCAAGAUAGUCUGCAGAACCACGUCAUGGCAGAAAUGGAAGGCCGCCUCACUUUGGCUUUGAGGACCAUUAAGCCAACCGACGUCCAAGCUGUUGUCAAUGGUCUUGAGGAGCCCUCCAAUCUUCAAGAGUGCGCUGAUCUGUGCAAAGCGGUCAUGGACGUCGGUCAGAAACAUGGCUCUGACUUUUUGACCGAAGCAGUUGCCACUGAACACCUCAAGACCUUGCAAGGAGAAGUGUCCAAAUUGCAAUCAGUGUGCUACGCAGGCUCAGUUGCCGGUGUCCAACUCAUUUCUGCCGAUUUGGAACCAGUAGACAAGCUUAUUGGUGAUUGCCAGAAAAGCAUCGCAUGUCUGAAGAGCGGCAAGGACACCAAAGGCAAGAACGCAAAACAUGAGAAGGCAGACGCAGCAGAGAGCAAACAACGACAUCGAGCGCAUGAUCGCCUGGUGGAAGCUUUGAAUGAAUACAAGGCCUCUUUCGCAGAGCGGGCGCGGGAACUUUUGCUGCAGGAGUUGAAAGCAAACCUUUCUGAGCAGUUGCGUCAUCUCUGCAAUGCUUUGGACAGUGACUGCAUGGUCACAGAAGAAGGCACUGGACAAAAAGCGCAGCUGAUCGAUUUGGAAGAGAUCUGGCCAUGCUUGAAGCACACAGCCGUCAUUGCCCAUUCGUUUUGGGCUACUUCGACGGCCUCUGGUCAAGUUAGCAAGGUGCUGCAGGAUUACGAAAGCUUGUCAGUUCAGUUGUGUUCCAUGGCCAAGUUUGUCUUUUUCCAAAGCCCGAAGUUCAAGGGAAAUGCAAAGCAGCAAGUGGAUGUUAGCGCUACGGAUCUGAAAAGCUGGGUGGAAAAGCUUCCAGAAAAGUUGCUUGAAUGGGUUGGCGCUGAUUUGACCACCUCUAUGAGAGUCACAUUCUUGUCUGUUUGUGAAGAACACCAGCGCUCAUUGUUUUCAGCAGGAUUAGAUGCCGUCGCUGACGUGGUUAAGAAAUGCGUUGGUGGACCGCUGCCUGCGUGUGAUAAUCUCCUGCAGCAGCAGCUGCUGAUGAAAAUUCCGAAAGCGCAUAGCCUCAAGCCUGUCGUCACAGCGUUUCUCAAGGUUGUGGGCCAUGAAGGAGGCACCGAUGACAAGCACAAGGAGGUGGUGGACCUGCAUUCAACAGGCAAUCUUCUUUGUGAUGCUUUCGGUUUGCAACCGAAUGAGGCGGAUUUUGAGAAGAGCUGCUUGAAGGAUGCGGUUCCUUGGCUGGAGGGUGUUGCUAAAAAGCUUGCAAGAUAUUUUCUUCAGAAGUUCGAAGACGCGACCGCCAAGUUGAACGCCGGUGUGAAGAAGGUGAUUGCAAUCAAGAUGCCGAGCUUGGACAUGGAGGACGAGUACCGGAAGCAGGGCGUGAGAGUUGUGGGUACCCUUGCUCAGCUCACGGCUGCGGUAGAGGACGACAUCAAGACUUUAAGGGAUGUGCGACAAGCCCUGUCCAACCUGAAAGGCAUCAAGUUCGCUCCGCAAGGGAAACCUCCAGCUGUGGAAGAGAUAUGCGCUUUCCAAGCAAGGUUUCAGGAUCCUUUUGCUCCGGCAACUUACGAGCUUGAUGCUGGCAAGCAUGCAAAAGAAGCAUCCUUCCAUGUGGCCGCAGUCGCAGACGUUGCUGUUACUUUGCGGGGCAAACUGGAGCUCGUGGCAGAAGAUUCUGCGGAUCUCAAGACAGCCGGCAAGCGAUUGCUCGAGGAGUGUGAGAAGUACGGAAAAGUCUCGCCAAGGGCAGCGAAAGCCAAGGCGGCGACAGAGACUAGCCACAGCUCGGCAUCCAAGAAGUCGCGAGUCGCUGAGGCACAGGAUGCCGGCAAGAACGUCAACAAGGAGGAAGCGUCCAAGAAUGCGACAGACACUCAGAGCACACCGCCGCCAGAGAAGGCAGCUGCAAUGGAUUCUAUCCCAGUUGCAGAAGAAGGCGCUGAGAACCCGGAGAAGAAGCCGGAGGAGACAAAAGAAAGCAACAUAGAAAAGGACAAAAAGGAGAAGGAAGAGAAAAAGGAGAAAAAGGAGAAACAGGAAAAAAAGGAGAAGAAGGACAAGAAGGACAAAAAGGAAAAGAAAGAAAAGAAGGAAAAGAAAGAAAAGAAAGAAAAGAAAGCAAAACGCGACAAGAAAGACAAAAAGGAAGGAGACAAGAGUGGCAAAAGGAAAGGGAACAAGGAAGAGAGCCUCCAAGCAGGAAAGGCAAAGACGGCAAACAAGAAGGGAAAACCGCUGGCGGUCAGCCCCAAGAAGAAGCCUUUCGCAGCGCGGCAGGCUCAGAAGAUGAGCCCUUCGAGCAAGGCAUUCAAUGUUGUUGAAGGCACGCUGCUGCCAACUCUGGCCAGGGAGAACCUGCAAGGCUUCAAAGCCGUGUUGCCGCGAAAUCAUCCGUUGGCCCUAGGCUUUGUUGGUGGAGAGCAAACCCGAGCAAUGGAUGAUUUGGAGUUGACCUGGGGGUCUUGUUGUUCUGGCAGCGAGGGCGUCCACUAUGUAGUGGAAGCAUGUGCCCAGGCCAUGGAAGAGACAGGUUUGCCAGUCACUUUCCAGCACGCGUUCUCAUGUGAAAGCAACAAGGCCAAACGAUCCUGGAUUGCUGAUGUCUUGUGCAAGGGACAAGUGUUCAACUCUGACAUGCACGAAACCUUUGCUACUCAUGCAGAAGUUGGCUGCAUCUUUGAAGAUAUCAAGGAUAUGGGCAGUGAAAUGAGCAAGUGCAGCCUACAUGGAAAGGAGUGCCCAGUUCCUUCGGUUGAUUGCUUGUUUAUAGGCAUGCUCAGUUAUUGCCAGGGUCACAAACUGACGUUGGUUUUGUUUGAAAACGUGGACGCAAUAGAUGACAAAGUUUCCAGCAACACUGAAACAAACCUUUCACUGCUCAUGAACGCCAUGAAGGAACUGGGCUAUGAGGGCCAAAAGAUCAUGACUGAUGGCCAGGAAUUUGGGCUUCCUUGCCGACGUCGAAGGCUCUAUGUGAUGUUCAUCGACAAAGAAAGCAGCAAGGUAGACACACAAACCAAAACCUUGAGCCAGAUCUUUUCAACUUUGCGGACUCUGGUGACUUCUUGCAUGCGGUCGCCGCCUUGUUCCAAGGAGUGCUUGCUGAGCCCGUCAGAACCAGAUCACUUGGAACUCUUGGAGAAAGCUUUGGGGGAGCACCAGAAAAGCGCGCAAAAGGCUGCCGAGAAGAAAGCACCUCCACAAACAUGGCUUGACAGACACAUGGCCUAUGCAGAUGAUUUGGGUUAUCGGUGGGGGUCUGCCGUGGAUGAGGAGCUGGCAGGCAAUAAAUGGUACCAAACUUUGUCCAAGCGGGAGGCAGAUGCCUUGGUUUUGUCUAGGGUUGCCGAUCCAACGUGUGAAUUCCGCAAUGUGAGCCAGAGCGUGGGCCGUAUCAACUCAGUUAGCCAGAUUGACAACAAAGGAAAAGAGGUCGCGCCGACCAUGUUGCCUGGACAAUUGAUGUGGGUUGAGUCCCAACAGCGCAUACUCACAGGCUACGAGGCGUUGAUCUACCAAGGUUUCCCUAUCUUAUUAUAUCUGGCAAAGGCUCGAAGUUUGCCACCCGCUUGCAAUUCGCAAAGCUUUCUGACUGACAUCGCGGGCAAUGCGAUGGCAUUUCCUGUGGUUCUGGCCAUCUUCCAAGCCACGUUGGCCUCUGUGCCCUGGUUGCCUGCGCAUGACAGUGAAGAUGAGGAUGAUAAUGAUGAGAAUCAGGAGGAAGACGCGGCUGAUGUUGAGACAGCUUUGGCGGCCUUGGCCCGUUUGCAGAGAUAG